Molecule: messenger RNA, 2721 nt
Organism: Myzus persicae (green peach aphid)
Lineage: Eukaryota; Metazoa; Arthropoda; Insecta; Hemiptera; Aphididae
Exons: 6
Coding region: 1-2721 (906 amino acids)
Source: RefSeq, a predicted model, not a curated record
AUGAAUCGUAAUGAAAUUUCUAGUUUAUUAGAUUUAUCUUCAGAAAGUUCGUUUGACGAUACUGACGAAGAUCCCAACUGGAAUGAUGAAGAUGUGUACAGUAGUUCCGAGGAUGAGUCUUCUGCUUCUCCUGUGAUGCGUGGAGAUGGUAAUGAUUGGAAUAAUGUUAUAGACGAACAACCAAAUUCUAAUGUAAUUUAUAAUCCAAAUAAUGAAUGUGUUGGGAUAAAUGAGGAUAUUGUUGAAACAAUGAUUGACUGUAGCCCUUAUGAUUUUUUUGCAUUAUUUUUUGAUGACGAAGUUUUAAAACUUAUAGUACUCGAGACUAAUCGGUAUGCAAAUGAUAAAAGAAAUUCAUGCAAUCUAUCUCGUAAUGCUCGAAUAAAAAAGUGGAAAGAAACCGAUGUAAAAGAAAUUAAAACUUUUUUCGGUUUAGUUAUAUGGAUGGGAUUGGAUAAAAUGCCUACCAUAGGCCUUUAUUGGAGAAAUACAACGUUAUUUUCGAGCAACAUUCCUCAAUAUAUGUCGAAAACCCGUUUUGAAUUACUACUAAGUGUAUUACAUUUUUCUGAUAAUAAUACAGCUACAUCUUAUAACCGUUUGUAUAAAAUUCAACCACUUAUUGAUUUGCUUGUCUAUAAAUUUAAUGCAGCACUUAUACCUAAUGAUUCAAUGUGUAUUGAUGAGUCAAUGGUUCCGUUUUCGGGACGACUUGGAAAAGAAGCUUCCGACAAUACUUCAGUUGCUACUAAAGUGGUGUUUGAACUAUUAUCGGACUACUUAGAUUUUGGACGAACUUUAUAUGCCGAUAAUUGGUACAACAGUAUAGACCUUGCUGAAAAAUUAUUGGAUAGAAAUACUCAUUUGGUGGGAACUUUACGAAAAAACAGAAAACGGAUUCCAAAAGAAAUAGUGACAACAAAAUUGAAAAGAGGUGAAAUGAUAGCUAAACAGAAUGGCCUUGGUGUAACAGUUCUAAAAUGGAAAGAUAGAAGAGAUGUUCUCAUGAUUUCAACUAAACAUGGAUUGAUUGAUGUAAGUGAUCAGAUAGGUGCUUACCACACCUGUUUGCGUAAAGGAGUAAAAUGGUAUCGUAAAGUAGCCUUUGACAUAAUAUGUAAUACAGCAGUAGUAAAUGCAUUUAGUCUUUACAAAGCAGUCACCAAUAACAACAAAUCUAUUACACAAUUUAGAGAAGACAUUGCUCUCGACAUGGUUAAAAAAAAAGAGGUCAACUCGCAACAAACAUCUACAAUUAUACCACACCAUACUUUAGUCAAAGAUAAAAAAAGGGCAAGAUGCUAUGGAUGUUACAGGCAAUGUUGCCGUGAAGAAGAAGAAAUUAAUCCUCUUGAAUGGUCUCCUGGGAUUUUAAAACCAGCCAAAAAGUAUGACUCUUUUGUUAAAAUCAUGGAGCCACAAGAAGCUGCACUUAACAUGUUUGGUAGUCCAACUUUAUCAAUAUCGCCGUUAACGAAAUCUUACAUUUCAAAUUUAACCUCACUGCCUACGCCAGAAAAAGUCCAGAGACAAAAAAAAUCGAUUCUUUCUCCAACAAAACAAUUCAUAAGACUUAAAAAAAGAUGUAAGCGACUGGAAAAAUUAUUAAAAAUUAAAAGAUCAGCUAUCAGUUUGUUAAAAAAGAAAAAUUUAUCAAAUAAAAAAAAGAAAAUAAACAUCCAACACUUUUUACAAGAAAUUAAAUUUUCUUCAAUAAGUUCAAAAUCAUUAGUUUCCAUGCAAAUAAACCAUAAGAAGCGUAAACCAUGGACCAUAAACGAAAAAAAAUUAGCUUUGUCCAUUUAUUACAAGUCUCCAUCUACUUAUGAAUACAUGCGCAAGAAUAAAAUUUUAUUACCUGGUGCGAGUACUGUACGUCGUUGGCUAAACUCAAUAAAUUUUAGUACUGGGUUUUCAUCAAAAUAUAUGGAGCAAAUUCAACUUAAAGUUUCUUUUAUGUCUUAUCAAGAAAAACAAUGUGUUGUUUUACUCGACGAAAUAUCAAUAAUGAAAUCUAUCGAAUAUAAUAAAUCAAAAGAUGAAAUCGAAGGCUAUGAAGAUCUUGGUACAUUAGGUAGAACAGACAAAAUCGGAUCGCAUGCCUUAGUUAUAAUGAAAAACGGUUAUAAUAAAAAUCCAACUGCUCGAACAUUUCGAUGUUGUUUUGGGACCAUUUGUACGUAUAGUUUAAUGAAAUGUUCUGAAAAAUGCAAUUGCGAAGACGAUGAUGACGAAUUUUUGAAUGUAAAUGUUUUGAAAGAUAUUCAAAUAGAAACGAAUUUAAAUGAAGAUGAUACAACCAAAUUAAAUGACGAAAUUAUUAAUAUUACUACUGCAGGAACUGAAUUAAGUUAUUCCUCGUUAAGUCCUAUAUCAGAACCAAGUCCUGUUCUGAAUUCAAACAACUCAUUAGAAAAUUGUUCUAUUGUGUAUUUUGCUGGAUAUAUUGCUAAGCGAUGUAUAGAAAUGUUCAAGUGUGUUAAAUGUGAAGAAUCAUUAAUUCUAAAGUCACAAUACCUUCAAGAUUCAAAUCAAUUACUUCUAUUACAUAAAACAUACAGUGAUAGUAAAGGUAUUGAAGGGCUUAAAAAUCCAUCAAAACUAAUGAUAUGUAUCACAAAAAGCUUAAAGAUAUUUAAAGAAUGCAAAUGGACAAAUUCUGAUUUACACAAUAAAGCAGUUCAACAUGUGGCAAAAUUGCGGAUUCUACAACACAACUAA